AUGCGUCCAAGGAUCCUGUGGUUUUGUGGCUUAAUGGUGGACCUGGAUGCUCUAGCCUCGACGGCUUCGUUUAUGAACAUGGUUUCAAACAUUAUCUAUUUGGAUUCUCCUUGCGGUGUUGGCAUAUCUUAUUCGAAAAACGAAAACAAAUACAUUAACGAUGACUUACAAACAGCUGCUGAUACACAUAAAUUUCUCCUCAAGUGGUUUCAACUAUAUCCAGAAUUUGUUACCAAUCCAUUUUAUGUCUCGGGAGAGUCUUAUGCUGGAAUUUACGUGCCUACUCUUGCUGCUGAAGUGGUGAAAGGAAUAAAGGCUGGUCAAAAACCUAUUAUCAACUUCGAGGAAGUUCAACGUACUUGCAAAGGAAAUUAUCAAAAUCUUAGUGAUAAUUGCGGUGACAGUAUUUAUAAGAUAGACCAAAGGAUCUUGGGGCUAAACCUUUACGACAUCCUUGAGCCAUGCUACCAUGAUCCUGAAUCCGAUCAACAUGGCAAAGGAAACACAAGCUCAAAUUUGCCAAUUAGCUUCCAGCAAUUAGGGGUUACUGACAGGCCUCUCAAGGUGAGAAAGAGAAUGUUUGGCCGUGCUUGGCCAUUUUGGGCGUUUGAAAAGGACGGUUACUUCCCAAUGUGGUCGGAACUUGCAGUGCAAGGAAGCGUUCCAUGCAUUAAUGAUGAAGUGGCAACUAUAUGGCUAAAUGAUGAGUCAGUGAGGAAAGCAAUUCAUGCCGAGCCAAAAUCCGUUGCUGGUCCUUGGGAGAUAUGCUCUAGUAGGAUAGUUUAUGGAUUCGGUGCUGGAAGUAUGCUUCCAUAUCAUCAAAAUCUAACCACCCAAGGAUAUCGAGCCCUUAUUUAUAGUGGAGACCAUGAUAUGUGUGUGCCAUUCACUGGUACGCAGGCAUGGACAAGGUCGCUUGGAUACAAGAUAGUAGAUGAAUGGAGGGCUUGGUCAUCUAACGAACAAAUUGCCGGAUACUUGCAAGGAUAUGCUCAUAACCUGAUCUUUUUGACCAUCAAGGGUGCAGGGCAUACAGUUCCUGAAUACAAACCAAGAGAGUCGUUGGAUUUCUAUAAACGUUGGUUGGAUAAGGGGCAAAUAUAA
Dovyalis caffra is the source of this 1104-nucleotide messenger RNA. NCBI's taxonomy places the organism in Eukaryota, Viridiplantae, Streptophyta, Magnoliopsida, Malpighiales, Salicaceae. The record is from the annotation of a GenBank genome assembly.